Molecule: messenger RNA, 1887 nt
Organism: Magnolia sinica
Lineage: Eukaryota; Viridiplantae; Streptophyta; Magnoliopsida; Magnoliales; Magnoliaceae
Product: cytochrome P450 81Q32-like
Exons: 3
Coding region: 77-1810 (577 amino acids)
Molecular function (GO): heme binding; oxidoreductase activity, acting on paired donors, with incorporation or reduction of molecular oxygen; monooxygenase activity
Source: RefSeq, a predicted model, not a curated record
GUUAAUCCCUAUCCAUAUAUACCAUACUUUUCUGCUGUGAAUACAAUCCCUGCUUUCUCUUUCCUUCACCGAAACCAUGGAUAUCUUCAUCCCCAUUUCAACUCUUAUUUUCUUCUUCUUACUCUUCUCAAUUUCCAAGCCCCUACUCCAGAAGUGCAGGAACCUUCCACCAUCACCGCCUUCCAUUCCAAUCCUUGGCCAUCUCCAUCUCAUCAAAAAGCCCCUCCACCGCUCUCUUACUACCCUCUCCGACCAUUACAGCCCCAUCCUCUCCCUCUGUUUCGGCUCUCGCCCUGUCCUCCUCGUCUCCACCCCGUCCUUGGCCGAGGAAUGCCUCUCCAAGAAUGAUAUCAUCUUCGCCAAUCGCCCCCACAUCCUAGCCGGCAAGCACAUCAAUUACAACUACUCCGCCAUUGGGCUUGCCUCCUACGGCCCCCACUGGCACAACCUGCGCCGCAUCCUCACCAUCAAGAUCUUCUCCUCAAGCUGCAUCCAGAUGUUCUCUGUCGUCCGAAUCCAAGAGGUCCGGUCCCUGGUGAAAGAUCUGUUCCGGGAUUCAGAAUUGGGGAAAUCGGUAGUGGAAUUGAAGUCGAAGUUCUCGGAGCUGACUCUCAAAGUGAUGAUGGGGAUGAUUGCUGGGAAACGGUAUUACGGUGAUAAUGUAGUUGAUUUGGAGGAGGCGAAGUGGUUUCAGGGGAUCGUGAAGGAAGCAUUGGUGUUAAGUGGAGCGUCGUAUAUUGGGGAUUUCUUGCCAUUUUUGGGGUGGAUGGAUUUAGGAGGGGUGGAGAAGAGGAUGGUGAGAAUGGUGAAAGAUAGAGAUGAGUUCUUGCAGGUUCUGAUCGACGAGCAUCGGAGGAGAAAGAAGAACGACAAUUUCUCUUCCUCGAUGGAAGAAGAAGUUGAGGUGGAGAAGAAGAAGAAGAAGAAGAAGACGUUCAUAGAUGUUAUGCUGUCGUUGCAAGAAACAGAGCCCGAGUACUACAUUGAUCAGAUCAUCAAGGGGAUGCUUGGGGCACUACUGAACGCUAGAACGGACACAUCAGCUCUGACAACGGAAUGGGCCAUGUCACUUCUAUUGAACCAUCCAGACGUGCUGGGAAAAGCUAAAGCUGAGCUGGACAUGCAUGUAGGACCUCAUUCGUUAGACGAAUCGGAUCUGGCCAAGCUUCCAUACCUCCAUUGCAUCAUCAACGAGACUCUCCGAUUGUAUCCGGUGGCCCCACUUCUACUUCCUCAUGAGUCAUCUGAAGAGUCUAUCAUUGGAGGUUUCAAUGUGCCACCUGGCACAAUGCUAUGGGUCAAUGUGUGGGCUAUUCAUAGAGAUCCCAAGGUAUGGAUGGACCCCACAAAUUUCAAGCUGGAGCGGUUUCAAGGCAUAGAAGGAGCAAAGGAAGGCUUGAAGUUGAUCCCAUUUGGGUACGGAAGGCGGGCAUGUCCGAGCAUGGGCCUAGAUAUGCGGAUGAUGAGCCUGGCAAUGGGAACCUUGAUCCAAUGCUUUGAGUGGGAAAAAAGAGUAGGAGAGGAAAAGGUGGAUAUGACUGAAGGGCCUGGGCUCACCAUGCCUCAGGCUCAGCCUUUGGUGUCUAUAAACCACGCCACACCAUGUUCAGUGUACUUUCUCAGCUCUGAAUACCAUACAUGGCUUUGGGCUGGUUUGGAUGGUAUAUGGACCCUAUAUGGUUAUUUUAUGGUAGAUUACAGUUGUAAUGACUAUCUAUGUCCAGUGUUUGACAUGCCGAGGAUAUUACCCGGCAUUCGCCUGUGUGAGAUCAUCCCUUGUAUUAAGCAUCCUACAGGCCUAAUCUUCUAACGUUGUACGCUUUGUAAGAACUGGUCCAUGUACUCAGUGGGGCUACAAUAUACAGUUUGGUCUGUGAUUUGGAUGUU